Molecule: messenger RNA, 4669 nt
Organism: Saccostrea cuccullata (small rock oyster)
Lineage: Eukaryota; Metazoa; Mollusca; Bivalvia; Ostreida; Ostreidae
Product: zinc finger FYVE domain-containing protein 1-like
Exons: 11
Coding region: 130-2691 (853 amino acids)
Biological process (GO): lipid droplet formation
Cellular component (GO): lipid droplet
Molecular function (GO): phosphatidylinositol-3-phosphate binding; phosphatidylinositol-3,4,5-trisphosphate binding; 1-phosphatidylinositol binding
Source: RefSeq, a predicted model, not a curated record
UCAGGAUGUAAAUACGGAAGUGAAGAAAUCGCAUUUCAUUAUUCCCACAGAUUGUCAACUUGUCAUGAAAGAAACAAAAACAUUCUGUUAUUUUGAGUACAUUUGAAGCAGAGAAAAUGACACACAAGCAUGGCAGCUGUUCUGAAAAGAAAUUCACGAACUAGGUCAUCAAAACGAUUCUGUAAGGAAAAAUUUUGCUGUAAAACUGAAAAUACAGAGGCGCAGUACUAUUGUGAGGAGUGUGGCACAGACCAAUGUAUUGAGUGUGAUGAAGCAAUACAUAAAAUAAGUGUCAAGUUUGAAUUUCACGAUAGAAGAAAGAUAGAGCCGCCUCCUUCAGAGGAUUUGUGUCAAAUUGCUAAAGCUCAAAAUUUGCUCGUCUGUGAAGAAGAUAAUUUUGCGGAUUUGAGAUGUGAAGUGUGUGCCUUAAAUUUCUGUUUCAGUUGUUUUGAUUAUUAUCACAAAGGCAGCAGAAAAACUCACAAAAAAAUCUUCUUCAAGGAAUUCAGACAAAGACAAUUGCAGGACCAACUGAACAAUCAUAUUAAACCUUCUAGUCCAUUGCAGGGCAGUGAUGACAGCUUAACAUUUAUGUCAUGUCCACAAUUGCAAGACCAGUACCCCGAUUUUAGUUCACAGCAAACACAAAUAUCUGAAUUAAAAUCAUAUGACAAUAUUCAGAACGAAAGCAUGAACUCAUUUAGCAGUGCUAAAUCUGAUCAUAGUCAACCAAGUAGCAUUCCAGAUAUUUGUUUAUCAGCAGGGAGUGAAAUGUCCAACAUUGAAGCUCAGCUUGCAGAGAGCAUCAUAGAUCUAAAUGAUCCAUAUGAUGACACUAAGAGCUUUAUGUUGAUAAAUGACCAAGAAGUCAUACAGAUUGAAGAUGAAGAAGAGUUCGCCCAGCGCCUCGGAUGUGACAACAAUGAACUCGUUAAAGUUGUCUCAAUAUUUGGUAACACAGGAGAUGGCAAAUCAUUCACACUGAAUCACACAUUCUUUGGAGGUAAAGAAAUUUUUAAGACCUCUUCACACCAGUCUUCAUGCACUGUAGGAGUUUGGGCAGCAUUUGACCCGAAGGAAAAGGUCAUUGUCAUAGACACAGAGGGUCUACUAGGAAUUACAUCCAAUCAGAAUCAAAGGAUGCGCUUACUGCUGAAGGUUCUAGGAAUAUCUGAUAUCAUCAUUUACAGGUCCAGAGCAGAACGAUUGCACAAUGAUAUGUAUCAGUUUCUGUGUGAGUCCUCUUCAGCCUAUACCAAGCAUUUCUCUGAGGAACUAGAGGCCACUGCUAGGAGGUGUAACAAGUGUGUGGCCGAUCUGACUCCAGCUGUCAUUAUAUUCCAGGAGACGGUCAACACUAAUGUUCUAACUAACUCAGGUACAGACUCUGCUGAGAAAUUUAUCUGGAAUACAUUCCGUCAACUUGAGUGUACUAUGCAUUUUAAGGACCUGACCUAUGUGGGGGUAAGGACACAGAGACCCCCCACAGACUUCUCCAGGUUCCAGACCGUCAUGUCUCAGCACUUAUCAGACAAGACAAAUCGCGCAGCUCGCAAACCAGCAAUAGUCUUCAAAACCCUCAAGAACCUGAAUGAGAAGUUCAAUGGAGAGGUGGAGAAGCCGGCGUAUGGGACAUUUCCUGAUCAGCUGUUUUCCUGUUCCAUGAAAUGUCUGUCAUGUGGGGAGGGUUGUACUAGGAGUAUGAACCACGACACAGACACUGAACCCCACGAAACUGACAAGAGGUGUAAAUAUCAGCAUCAGUUUGAGAACAAAGUCUAUUUGUGUAAGUCCUGUUACUUGUCUGGUAAAGAACAUGUUGUCAUACCAAAAACUUCCGAAUCAAGAGACAGUGCAUGGAGUGGGCUUAUCAAAUAUAUGUGGGCAGGAGAGGUACUGGAGUGCCCCAGUUGUGGAGUGAUAUUUCGAAGUCGUCAGAACUGGUAUGGCAAUAAAGACGUGGAAGAAAUUGUUCAUACUGAAAUACGUCAUGUAUGGCCUGACGGUUAUAAGAUGUUACAAGGAACCAACAAUGCUGCUCGCAAAGUGAUUGAUAGUUUCCACUAUAUAGCAGACUCCAUCACUAGUGUGGGAUCUAAACCUACAAAGAUGAUCUCAGAUUGGAUGAAUGAUCGCAUUGCUCCUGAGUACUGGGUUCCAAAUUCUCAAAUUUCUGAGUGCCACCAGUGUUCUAAGGAGCUAGAGAAUGAGCAGAAACACCACUGCCGAGCUUGUGGUAAAGGUUUCUGUGACGACUGUAGUUCCCAACGGCGACGUGUUCCAGAACGAGGCUGGGGGGAAAUGGUUGUCAGAGUGUGUGACAAAUGUUACGGUGGGAAAAAAUUGUCAGAUUCAAAUGAUAGCACAAGAAGUAAUUCUCAGGUCACUGCUAGAAAGGUGGGAGAGGUGGUAACCUCAGCUAUCAGUGUCGCAGCAUCUACACUUAAUUACCCUAUAGGUAUGAUUAAAGACACAGCUAGACCUGCAUAUUGGGCUCCUGAUGAAUCGAUCAAAAUGUGCCAUGUCUGUGAAGAAUUAUUUGGCCCCAAACUUCGGAUCCACCACUGCAGAGCUUGUGGACAGGGUGUCUGUGAGAGCUGCUCUCCUAACAAGCGCCCUGUUCCAAUGAGGGGCUGGGAUUACCCGGUCCGCAUUUGUAGGAAGUGUGAGAACAAAAGGGACCACUUGUAAACAUUGUCAUCCAUUCAGCCACAAGUUUAUUUCUUGUUUUCUAAAUAAACAAAAUGCAGUAAUUUACCUUUACUAUGAGGGAGGUAUAAAUGACAGAUUGCUAUUGAAGAUGUGGCUAGUUUGAGGUUGUAACUUCUGCGAGCAUCGUUAUUUUACAUCUCAUUAUGACCCAGGCUUUAUUGUUAAUUUUAUUUUCCUUUUUCUAAUUCAAGGAUACAUUAUUUACUUUACAGGUUAUUUUAUGUUCAGGUGCUAAGGUAACAGUUAGAGCUAUCUAAGCAUUUUUUAUCUGCUAUUGCAAAUUUGAAAGUACAUGCACAUGUUUCAAGAAAAUGUGCUGUUUUUGAUAAGUAGAUCUGCUAGAAAUAAUUAUUGCAGAUUCAAGACAUGGAAUUAUUUACUGUUGAUUAAAACAUGUUCUCAUGUAUGCCUUCUUCAGGAUUAUGUAUAGUAUAAAGUAGGAAGUAUGCUAUUCAUGGCAUAGUUACAAGAUUUAUAUAUAAUAGGCCUUAAAUUGGUUCUGUGAGUAUUUUAACUCAUUUUUCUCUGUAACUAGACAAAGUUAAGGUCAGGUGUCAUGUUCCUCAAAUAUAUCUUUUGUAUUUCUUGGUAUUACAUAAAAUAAUUAUGCAUAUUUGUCAUUCUCUUGCAAUUUCUACAUUGUUUUCAGUACGUUUUUAGAUAUACCAGUAUAAGUACAUCAAAAAUUGUGAUAUAGGUCAUUCAGAUGAUGACCGUUAUGUGAUAUAUAAGAAAUAUCACCCUGUGGUAUCUUGUCCAAAUGCCUGGUAAGGUACCCUAAUUUGUUGUGAGGAAACUUGUUUAAGAACCUAAACUUCAAUGACAAAUUCUUGGGAAAAAUUAUGUAUUUUUAAGGAACGUGUGGUCUGACCUUAAAAGAAACGUAGAUUGCUCUGAGGCAAAUUUUCCUUCUGAGUUAUUCCCCUUGGCCUAACCUUGGAUGUCAAACAAGGUGGCAAAGUCUCCUCUUUAAGCACCAAUCAAACAUGCAUGGCAAAAACCUUUACAGUGUUAAACUUGUAAAUUAAUGAAGGCUUUAUAAAAUGUGUAUUCAUCAGGAAAUAGUGCUAACUACACCUAAAUGUCCAGUAUGACAAGUUUAAAUUGGAUGAAUGUUAUGAAAUCUUUGGCUGUUGACUUCCAAUAGGGCUGCAAAUGGAAAAUAACUCUUAUUGUUUCAAUCGAAAGAGUCCAUAUUCACUGUGGCUAAUGCUGGUUGUAAUUAGAAAUUGCAAAUUUUAAUCAUCUGUGCCAUUUUCAGUUGGUAAAGGGUAUACAUUUAUAUGAUUGUAUUUAUACUCAAGGUACUUCAACAAUAUGUUUGUGGAAACAAAUCUUUUCAAGUGUUCUGAAUGAGGAAGAUGUAUACAUGUAUUAAACCCAGGUCAUAUAAUGCAUCUGAUAAUUAUAAUGUUCUUAGCUAUGAGUAAGAUUCAGUGUCAAACUUGAGAAAUCAGUUCAUUUACAUAUACAUGGAAAUUCAAUGCAUUUUAAUGAAUAUGUCAGUCUAGAUGGUGGUAAAAAAGUAGUAUCUUUAUAUUUAUUUUAUUUCAUGUAACUUUCUGAUGAAUGGAAGUAAAGUAAAGUUUGUUAGCAUUUAUGAAACAGAAUGUGGUCUUUUGUUUGAUAUUUGUAUCAUUUUUUUUCCAUGUAGAAAAAGACUUGAAAUUCCUUAAUCAAAUUACUAGAAGAAAAGAGAUAGGUCAUGAAUUGACAAUAGUGCGACUCCCCCCUCUCUGUAAAUUUUCUCAAUAAAGUGUGCUCUUCUGGAAUUAGCUGGAAAUUUAAACUUUGCUUUUUGAUUGUUGAUUAGUUUGUGACCUAUGUGUUUUGUACAACUUUUCCUGGACCCAAUAUAGCUGUCUUGUUCUGUGAUACCGAUGUGCAAUGGAUCCUUUAAUUUGUUAGUAUGCUGUAUUGAUUCAUGUUUUAGAACAAAAUUAAAUCAUUUUCUGUA